AAGGAUAUAACAAAUGCAAAUUUUUGAAUUUUCAAUACUAGCCGCGCAAAUGCGCGGGCUAUACGCUUAGUUACAAUAUUAUACAUAAAACUGCUGGAUCUUGAAGCCUUGUUGAUGUCGUAUGGGACUCCUCCACCGAAGAGCUGCUGCUGUUUUUUUUUCUAACAAAAGCGGGUUAUAUUAUAUUUAUGCACAAGUCAGAGGUUGCAGUAAGGUUUUAUCCUAAUUAGCUGCGUGAUUGUGUACACAGGAGUAAUAUAUUUAUGCUGCACGCAGGGGUUAAUAAAAAGAACCUUGAGAUCUAUCCAAGUCCAUGGCCCGCAAGGAACAGGUUAGCCAGCUUUUGGUUCCAACAACCAGUUGACCUUCAAUCAUCAUGAGGAAAGCAUAAGAAGGAAAAGAAAAACAUGAUCAGAUCGAAGGUGUAGUUUAUUAUGGAAGAGAGUGUAGUUGGUCAUAAAACUAAUGCAUAAAAAUGCUCAAUGAAAUUCUGUGUGGCCCAAGCAAGUUGACCCAAGAUUCUGUAUGUUUGGCUGCAACUGCAACUAGCUAAACCUGAUGCCUGCCUUGCGUUUAGUUGGGCACUGAAAUGGCUACUGCAUGACGGAGUGCAGAAGAUGAUGGCGUGCCAGGAGUCAACACGUUGCAGAGGUGUGAGAAACAAAUUAAGACAUUGGAGCAAGAAUAGAAAAGCUGUGGAUCACAAAGCCUUAGGAAAACAAAAUGCCCACGCAUUAACUAGUUUCCUUUCUCUAAACCAUUUGUGGACUUUGCUAGGUUUACAUACAAAGCGGCCCCAGGUCGUGUGCAUUUCUUAACACAGAAGGCCUGCAAUCACAAUAUUUUCUUAUUUUAGAAAGCACUGGAGUAUUUCAGCAAGUAUAUAUUCAAAUGCAUGUUGCAUUUCUUUGUUCUUUUGAUGAAGUCUGUACAGCUAUAUAUACUACAGCAUUGAAAGUUGACAUGCAGAUGCAUGCUUUUAUAAAACCUGUGCUACAUGCUAGCCUACAAUUUGAUCUGUUCUGUCCUAAGAUAAAUGGGGCCGGGGGACUUAGUUAAGGUGGGUGAUGAUAGCAGCGUCAGCCCUGAUCGAUCAGAAAAAUUCCAAAGAGUUGACCUGGGCUCCAUACAACACCAACCCUUGGCGUUGGAAGCGCUCCUCGCAUCACAUGACGGAGCCCCCACUUGACUAAGUAUCCUUGUCAUUUGGAUCACACCACCGUGCACUGCAUACACAACCCUUCAAAUUAAUCGGCCAUCGCCAUUGCUCAUGCAUCGCCGUAUUGACUUGUGGAAACCGGAUGCCCUGUGUGUGGCUGACAUGUGUGCCCCGGACAAAUAAACAUUUUGGUAGGCCGUGUGUGUAUGCAGCCGUGUACCAAAGGCUAGCUAGCUAUUUGCUGAAUAGGAAAUGACAUGAGAUAAUAGGAUUGACAGAGGAGUAGUCUCCCCGCCUCAUUGCCUCUUUAAUACGUAGUCUUAGACACCCGGACAUUGACUUGGAUGCCUCGGGAGAAGCAGCAUUAGGAUUUAAGACCGCUCCUCCUUUUAGCUGUACAGAGAGAGAAAGGUACACAAGCUAAUCAGAUAGAGGUCAAGAGCAUGCCAUCCAAGAAGAAGAGGGCGGCGAUAGAUCUCUCCCUGGAGCGGGAGAGGAGGGAAGAAGACCGCAGAGACGGCGAUCGCCGGGACAAGGAUGGCCGGGUGGACAAGGAAGAGGAACAGUUCAAAGAGCAGAAAGAGGCACCCAAAGAGGAAACCGGCGGCGAGGAGAAGGUAGUUGAAGUGGUUGUAGACCAAGGAGGAGACGGCACCAAGGAGGAGAUCAAAUAUAGGACUCAACAAGGAGAGGAGAUGGAGGAGGACAAGCAAUCAGAGGAAGACGGUAGCGGCGACGACGAGAGCGAUGGGGCCGGUGGAAUUCGUGCGGACGACGACAAGGUCGUGGCGGUAGAGGACUCCGGCGACGGCGACGGGGACCAUACCAACAGCAUGGUGCAAGACGAGGUGAGCGCGAUGCAGGAGGAGAUGGAGAAGAUGAAGGAGGAGAACCGGAAGCUCCGGCGAGUCGUCGACCGGACCGUGCGUGACUACUACGAGCUGCAGAUGAAGCUAGCUGCCUACCAGCAGCAACCGGCAGCAGAUGAGCCUAAGGAGCCAGAGGUGUUCCUCACCCUCGGCGCCACCGCCGCCGCCGCCGGCUUCCCGGAGCCGAAGCGCAAGGAGCAAGCCGCGCGGCGGCCGUCGGUGGGGAGCGACGACACGGACGACGGCAAGGAGGACCUUGGGCUGUCCCUGAGCCUGCGAGCGUCGUCGUCGUACGAGGAGGAGAAGCUGCAGGAAGCAGUGCGCUACUUGGAUGGCGCCGACGGCAAGGCCAAGGGCUACGCGCUGCUGGAGAGCAGCAAGCAGCUCGGGUCACCGGCCGCCGGCGAUCUUGCCGCGGCCGGGAUCACGAGCCAGAGCGUCAACCCCGCCAACCGCAAAACUAGGGUUUCCGUGCGCGUCCGCUGCCAAGGCCCCACUAUGAACGACGGGUGCCAAUGGAGGAAGUACGGGCAGAAGGUCGCCAAGGGCAACCCGUGCCCGAGAGCCUACUACCGGUGCACCGUCGCGCCGGGCUGCCCGGUGCGCAAGCAGGUGCAGCGAUGCCUGGAGGACAUGUCGAUCCUGGUGACCACGUACGAGGGCACGCACAACCACCCCCUCCCCGUCGGCGCCACCGCCAUGGCGUCCACGACCUCCGCGGCGGCCACAUUCAUGCUGCUCUCCAGCACGAGCUCCUCCUCGUCCAUCUCCGAGGCCGCCGGCGGCGGCAGCUCUUCCGCGCCUCCUUACCUCAGCCCCUUCCUGCUCAACUCCACCUCUCACCAUUCCUCCGCUUCACCGUUGCUCAGCACGCCGUCGUCAAUGCCCAGCGUUGCCAGUGGCAUGAACCUGUUCGGGCACUCGUCCAUGUUAACUCAGCAUCAAGCACCAGAUCUCAAGUACCCGUGGUCGUCGGACCCUUCGCGUGGCAGCAGUAGUGGUGGUCUGGCAGGGAGCAAGAGGCCGUUUUGGAGCAGCACCGGCGGCGACGACAAGGCGGCGGCAACAUUGCCCGACAAUGUCAGCGCCGUCAUGUCGGACCCGAGUAAGUUCUCGGUGGCGAUCGCCGCUGAGAUCAACAGUUUCAUGGGGAAAGACGGGCAGGUGAUGAGUAGCAAGGACGGGGAGAGUAGCAGUAGCAAGAGUAGUAACAAGUGGGGGGUGGUUGAAUCACUGCCACCUCCGUGACUGCUAGUCAUCAGUAGAAGAUAAGGGGGCUAGAUAACUGGGGAAAAUCGAGGGGGUUCGUAAUUGUUGUGUGUAACAAAUCGAUCGAGAUAGGGCAGGGCAAACACAAAUUGGAGAAUUUUUUUGGG
This is a messenger RNA of Panicum virgatum (switchgrass), 3404 nucleotides long. Its product is annotated as WRKY transcription factor 72B-like. Gene Ontology annotation, biological process: regulation of DNA-templated transcription. Gene Ontology annotation, molecular function: sequence-specific DNA binding; DNA-binding transcription factor activity. NCBI's taxonomy places the organism in Eukaryota, Viridiplantae, Streptophyta, Magnoliopsida, Poales, Poaceae. The coding region runs from base 1603 to 3276 and encodes 557 amino acids. The record is from RefSeq and is a predicted model, not a curated record. The transcript is spliced from 5 exons.